UGAAACCAGAAACGAGAAAAGUUAUCACACGACACAACACAACACAACGUCCAGGACAGAGACCAAAAAAAAAAAAAAAAAAAAAAAAGGUAUAUAAGACGAAGAUCAACGGUCGAGAUUGAGUAACAAAAAUGUCGUGGCAAACCUACGUUGAUGAGCAUCUCAUGUGCGAUAUCGAAGGCCAACAUCUCACCGCCGCGGCCAUCAUCGGCCACGACGGCAGUGUGUGGGCCCAGAGCUCCACUUUCCCUCAGUUUAAACCUGAAGAAAUUUCUGCAAUCAUGAAAGAUUUUGAUGAACCUGGGUCUCUUGCCCCAACUGGAUUACAUCUUGGUGGCACAAAAUACAUGGUUAUUCAGGGAGAGCCCGGAGCUGUUAUUCGCGGAAAGAAGGGCCCCGGUGGUGUCACUGUGAAGAAAACCGGCCAAGCUCUUGUUUUCGGGAUAUAUGAUGAGCCUAUGACUCCAGGACAAUGUAACAUGGUGGUUGAGAGGUUGGGAGAUUACCUGAUUGAUCAGGGCCUGUAGAUCAUCUCAACCUUGUGGUUUCCAUAUUUGAAUUUUUUCCUGUUUUGGGCUUGGAUCGUCUUCCUGCUAUGACCUUAAAACUUGCACUAGAGUUGUUCCGGAAAAUAACUGUGUGCGGACAGAAGCGGUGAUUAUUAUCUUAGGGUUGUUUAUUUCUUCAAUUUUUGUUGUUCCUAAAUUUGUGUAUUUAUUUACCAUACCAACCACUCUUAUUGAGUCUGCAGUUUUUUAUUUUUAUUUUUUUCCCUGAAUUUUGAGUAUCCUCGGAUGUGGUUUAUGUUAAAUUAUCUACAAAGUGUUAUUUUUUGGGAGGCUUAAAUGAAAUGAUCUUGCAUAAUAAUAACUAUGUAA
Messenger RNA from Ziziphus jujuba (common jujube), 878 nucleotides. Its product is annotated as profilin-4. The transcript has 3 exons. Bases 132 to 527 code for a protein of 131 amino acids. Gene Ontology annotation, molecular function: actin monomer binding. NCBI's taxonomy places the organism in Eukaryota, Viridiplantae, Streptophyta, Magnoliopsida, Rosales, Rhamnaceae. Gene Ontology annotation, cellular component: cell cortex. The record is from RefSeq and is a predicted model, not a curated record.